AUGUUAUUUUUUUGCUAUUUUAGGUUCAGUCAGAAAUUGAUCAGUGAGAAAACCAACACAAACUGGUCAAGCCACACUCUUCAUUGGUUCUUGUUGAUGCUGACCCUGCCUUGGUUCUUGAGAGUUUCUCUUAAGUUUCACCUUCCCAGGGAUGACUUGAUGCAUGGACCAGCCAGCAAUCUGCACCUUUUUCCCAUUUUAAAGCCAAAUACGACCAUCUGGAGCAUGGAGCCCCGGGUCCAACCGAAGCCUUUGACCGUUCCGGGGGUUUUCUGGGGGUUCUUCCUGCGAAGGAUCUGA
Messenger RNA from Durusdinium trenchii, 300 nucleotides. The record is from the annotation of a GenBank genome assembly. Lineage: Eukaryota; Dinophyceae; Suessiales; Symbiodiniaceae.